Racocetra persica is the source of this 395-nucleotide messenger RNA. The record is from the annotation of a GenBank genome assembly. Lineage: Eukaryota; Fungi; Glomeromycota; Glomeromycetes; Diversisporales; Gigasporaceae.
AUAAAAAAAAUGCCUGGGCCAAUUCUAAAUUUGAUGGAAGUUAUUCUCAUGCUAAACGUCAGUUGGCUGAAUUUAAUCAAUAUAAAGGCAAUGGAAAACGUGUUUGGGUAUCCGAGAAAAGUGAUAUAGAUACCUUACUCGGUAACAUUCAGACUAAACUCAAAACAUACGAAUUACAGCCUUAUCAUCCACCUACAGGACUAACACUAACUGAUUUGGAUAAGGUUUGGCAAAGUUUGAUAGAUGCUGAAGUUAAGCAAUAUAAAACGAUUAAUGACAAAAUCAGAGAAAUCAAGGAAAGUUUACGUAGAACAUUUGCUCAGUCUGCGAAUGAUUUUCAGAAAAGUUUGGAUUCAAUAUCUCACGCAUUGACUGAAUUAGAUGGUAGAUUAGAU